Molecule: messenger RNA, 2871 nt
Organism: Funneliformis caledonium
Lineage: Eukaryota; Fungi; Glomeromycota; Glomeromycetes; Glomerales; Glomeraceae
Source: the annotation of a GenBank genome assembly
AUGUUUGUGGCACAUCACACAUCACUACAACGACAUCAACCUACUAAAUGGAUAAUUCGCGAUGCGAAUAAAGCUAAAGAUGUACUUAAUAACUACGACACUGCUUCUCGGGCAAAGUCAAAUCAGAGAUUGCAUUUUACCUUUGGAAUUUCAAAUCCCUUUACCAAUCCAGAUGAUAAGUAUCGUCAUGAAUUCCGUAAAGUUAUUACUAAAUCCAUCAAUUUUGAUGAUAAAGAGUGGCAAAAUAUUAAAGACAUUGUUCUAAAAACCGUAAACGAUUAUACUCAUUUGGAAACGAGUCAAGAUAGUGUCGUUGUCGAAAUUGUUCCAUGGAUUCAGCAAAUAGCGUUAAAUAAUGUUGUUCUCCGUGGACGAAAAUUUGAAAUUCAUACUGGAAACAAAAUUUGUCUGCUCAAAGAUCUCUUCAAUAGGGAAGCAUCGUCAAGAUCUCAACAAGAAAAGCAAAAUGAGACCCGGUUCCAUAAUCCUUCAGGCGAUGACUUAGUAAAUUCUCUCAAUGUUAAUAUUCCCGCGUAUGAAACAAUGUGGAGGGUUGUUCUUUACGCUAUUUUGGAGAUCAAGAUACGCCCCUUAUUGAGAAACAAAGAAACCACUGAAGGGAUUUAUAAUACCAACUUUGAAAUCUCGGUCUCAAGGUUACCGUCGAUGUGGAGGCAAUUCUCUUGUUUAAAGCCUAAGCGAAUUCCACGAAAAGCCGACCUAAAGAACACUGUUAACGCCUUGAAAAUGAGCGCUUUUCCGCACCAGCUAAUCUAUCAGCCGAACAAUUCCUCAAAUGGCCCUGUUUCACCAGUACAUUCACCCACACAUACACCGUCACCACCGACGACGUCUCCUGGACAAACUUCUCCGUCUAUUAACUAUCCUAUUUCACAUGGUGUUCCUGCAAUUUAUGGUGGUGGUAACCUGCCCCUAUUUUCCUUUCAAACUAAAUUACCACAUAAAAUGCAACCACCUUUAAGCCAUGCGUUUGGCCCACACCCGAUCCUGAAUCAAAAUUCUGGUCCUCCUGGUCAAUCGUUAAUGCAACAAACAAGUAUGACGGUUUCUCAACCUCAGUUAAACAUUGCUUUGUCUACUUCUGUUACAAAUCCUUUGUCUGUAAGUUCAGCACAUUGGCAACAACAGCUUAAUUACGCUCAGUUGUCUCGUCAAUCGGCUUCACCUCACCACCAUGCUCGUCAAGCCGCUGUCGCUGCUCGUAGCAGCCUUGGUAGUUCAGCUAUUGCUAUAACCGAUCCAAAUAAUCCAAACAAAGCACCUUUAAAUGGUAUUCAUUCAAAAAAAGAGAAUGGUGAGAAACUUGAUCAACCAUUUCAGCAAUGGAUGACGAUUGAUCUGGGUGGAAUGGGACUUAAAAACAUUAGCAAAGAAUUAUUUCGAUACCAUUUUCUUACAACACUUUACAUAAGCCACAAUAAUUUGACUUAUGUAUCUCCGGAAGUUUCGAAACUAAGAUGCCUUACUAUACUGGAUAUGUCAGGCAAUAAAUUAUCAGUUCUUCCAUCGGAAUUGGGCAUGUUAACGAAUCUCAAGGAAUUACUUUUGUUUGACAAUAUGCUUGUAACCCUACCUUUUGAGUUAGGUACUCUUUACCAAUUGGAAACACUUGGAUUAGAGGGAAAUCCAAUAAAUGAAACUAUAAAAUCCAUUUUGCAAAAGGAUGGUACGUCUGCCGUUAUACAUUUUUUGCGGGAUAAUUGUCAAGUUCCACCACAACCAAUGGAACGGGAUUGGAUAAUGUUGGAGAAUGAAGCUGGUGGAGAUCGUGAUACCUUCACACUCCUUUGCUAUAAUAUCCUAUGUGAUAAAUAUGCAACCACUCAGUUAUAUGGGUACACUCCUUCAUGGGCACUUCAAUGGGAUUAUCGAAAGGAAUUAAUUAAGCAUGAGGUAUUAUCAUAUAAUGCUGAUAUCGUUUGCCUCCAGGAGGUUGAUACAUCUCAAUAUGACGAAUAUUUUAAAGAUUCAUUCAACGAGCUUGGAGAUUAUGACAGCGUAUAUUGGCCAAAGUCUCGAGCAAAGACAAUGGCUGAUUGGGAAAGAAAAUCGGUGGAUGGAUGUGCGACAUUUUACAAGAAUUCAAAGUAUAAAUUAAUUGACAAACAAUUAAUAGAAUUUAAUCAAGUUGCGCUACAAAGAUCAGAUUUUAAGAAAACUGAAGAUAUGUUCAAUCGUGUCAUAACAAAAGACAAUAUUGCAGUAAUAACAUUGCUUGAAAAUAGAGAGACCUUGUCUCGCGUUAUUGUAGCUAAUUGUCACAUUCAUUGGGAUCCAUCUUAUGCAGAUGUCAAACUUGUUCAAGUUGCAAUGUUGAUGGAUGAAUUAGAUAAGCUUGGGCAAAAAUGGUGUACCAUACCUAAUCAUUCCUUGUAUAAUUAUUCUUCGCCACAAAAGAUAUCAACAAUUAUUUGUGGUGAUUUUAAUUCAACUCCGGAUUCUGGUGUAUACGAGUUUCUUACUCGCGGUUCCAUACGGCAAGAUCAUAAUGAUUUUGGUAAUCAUAUUUAUGGUUCAUAUACUUCUGAUGGGUUAUCUCACAAGUUAUCUCUCAAGUCUUCUUAUUCAAAUAUUGAAGAACUUCCAUUUACCAAUUUCACCCCAAGUUUCACUGGUGUAAUUGAUUAUAUUUGGUAUAGUACAAAUACCUUGAGUGUUACUGGAUUAUUGGGAGGUGUAGACAAAGAGUAUUUGUCUAAGAUGGUUGGAUUCCCAAAUGCGCAUUUUCCUUCCGAUCACGUUGUAAUCUUGGCCGAAUUCCGAGUUAAACCUCCACAGACGAUACAACCACCGCCUCAAUUUGGAAUACCUAGUAGCAAUUCACGGCGAUUAAACAGUCAAAGAAAGUAA